CGGAUUCGCUACUCUACAGCACAGCACAGCACACAGCUGAAUCACGAAUGUCAACUUUUUUCGGUCUUGCAGAAUGGCCUGCGUUUUCCUGAUCCCUUGAUUAAUUUUUACCCCAGUCUAUGUUGUGGUGAGUAAACGGCGCGGUGCGCGUGGGUGGGGAUCGCUAUCUUAUCAGCGCAUGCAAACACGUUCCAACAUGCGACCGUGCAUUUGUUGAUUUUGGAACGCUGCUGGUGCAAGUGGCAUUCCAGCGCGUUCAGCUCUUCGUCCUCAGCGUUUUGGUGAUUGUGGAUGUCGAUCUGCGUUGGGGGGCGACUGCAGGCAGCGAUUUGUGGGGACCACGUGGAUCUCCUCUGCUUUGUUUGUGAGUUUGGUGAGGAAUCUGAAGGACGAAAGUUUCGUGUCUCUGAUGCCUGUGAUGGAUCUCGCGUGUCUCGGUUGGUGAAAUAAUUGACGGUGUGCCUGGAAGGUAUGAAAAUGGAGAAGCCGGGCGGGAAGGUGAGCCGGAAGAAAACGGUGGUUAUCUCCUCGCGCAAAUCCCCCGCCAGCAACACAACCACCGCUGCUGCCGCAUCAACGUUGACAGCAGCGACGGCCGGGAAAACGGGAAGUGGUGGCGCGAUUUCCGACAAAGUGGCGAAUCAAAUUCCAACCGGAAGGAGCGGUCCGGUCGGGGCCGGGGCCGGGCAGGAUGGGAGCAGCGCUAAUAAACUGGAUGCCGGUGCGGCGGCGGCGGCCUCCGCCGAGCCGGCGGCGCCGCGGGACUUUACGCGGCGCAAAUUCAGUCGCCCGCGGAUGAACCACCAGGCCGAGGAGCUGCUCAUCGACCCGCUGCACAACGGAUUCGCCAUCGUCAGUUUCGUCACCAAGGAGGAUCUCGAUACGUACGAGCGCCUGCGCCGCAAAGAAGACGAAGCCAAGAAGAAGAAGAAAGACGAACCUCCCAAAGUAACUCCCCAGGACGCUGAACCCGCGGCGCCGCGUCCCGCCGCCAAGAAACCGGCUCUGACGGCGACGCCGACGCGGGAACUGCGACCGCGCCGGAAACCCGGCGAACGGCGACUGCGCGAAGCGGCCAAGAAGGCGCGCAGCAUCAACUACCGCGAGUUGGAGAGCGAGGACGAGGUGGACGACAGUUCGUCCAGUCCGGAGGAGGAGGAGGACGAGGAAGAAGAGGAAGACGACGAGAUGGGUGAGGACCGCAUCGCCGUGGUCAAUGCGAACCGGCGGAAGGCCAAGAAAAAACCGCCCAGUCUCAGCCAGUUCGGAUCCGAGGCGUCGGACGCGGAUGCGGAGACGGAGAGCGUGCUGACCGUGGGAGCGCCGGAGAAGAAGCCCGAAAAGUGCAGGAAGAAGGAGAACGGGGUGGCGGAGCGGAAGAGCGGUGCUCCCUCGACAACCGAGAAGAAAGCGUGCAAAGUGUCCGCCAAGAAGAAGAAGAAGCCCGAGUGUGAUGCAGGGGGCGGUGUGAAGACGGCUGCGAGUCCCCUGAUGCAGCCGGUGGAGCUGGCCAAGGAGGACGUCAAGAAGGAGGACCCCUUUGACUUUGACGCCAGCCAUCCGCGGGACGACGUGGUCGUCGGUGGAGGAGGAGGUGGAGGGAAGCACGAGACGCUGCUGGCGCGUUUGACGGCCAAAAGCAACUGCGCCACUACCCCGCUGCCAACGCGUGAGAACAAGGACAGCGUGUCCCCCUCCGUGACGCCCAGCAUCCUCCCGCUGGAGGUCAACAUUACCAAGAAACCCGAGUCCAGUCCCUUCCCCUCCAGCUCGCAGGAGCCGCAUCGCGUGCUGGCCGACUCCAGCCAGAAGCCGCAACAGCCCGACACCAGUGCGCUGGUCGGCAGUCCCGCGGUCGCCCCCGUCGCGCCGCCCACCAGCAACAGUUUCCCGGUAACGAAACCGGAAGUGAGCCCGCCCGUCACCGUCAACACGGCUGCCUCGGCGUCGCCGGCGCAGCGCGAUAAACUCGGCGAGGGACGCGAGCGGGACCGCGAGAAGAGCAAGCACCACCGGCACAAGGAGAAGAAGGCCUCCCGCGAUCGGGAACGGGAGCAGCGACGGGAGAGCCGAGAGAAGGAGCAUAAGGAGAGCGGGAAGAGUGAGCAUAAGGAGAAGAGCGAGACGCCGGCCCAUGUCUCCGUCAUAGCACGAGCGGAACCCCUCCGGCACGCCAGCCCGCAGGUCUCGAGCGCGGCCCCCGCCCCGGUGUCGCUGACGCCGCAGCGCAGCGCCAGCAGCAGCCUCUUCAACCCGCUACUGCACUCGCCCAACCCCGUCAACCCCCUGACGCCGCACAUCUUCCACUCGCCCCCGGUGGCCCCCCUGUCCCCCUCCUUCCCCCCGCAGGGCGGCGGUCCCGGCGGCAACAGCCACGGCCUGGGCCCGCUGUCCUCCGUGGCCUUCUCGGCGGCCGGUGGUGGCGGACCGGCGGCGUCCUCGCGCUGGAGCAUGUUCUCCUCGCCGCUGAUGGGGCUCGGAUCCAAUAUGAGCUUCGCCGCCGCCAUGUCGGCCAAUCCCAUGGCCAUGCUGGCUUCCGGUUUUGACAGGCAGACCGGUUUCUUCGGGUUCCCCUCGCUGCCCGGCGGCCCCGGCGGUCUGGCCGUCAGCACGCCCGGUCCGGCCUUCCCCGGGGGCGGCGGGCAUUCCUUCCUCAGCACUUCCGGAGUGGCGACAUCCAUGCCUUCCUUCUCAUCAGGCUUGCCAGGACUGCCGGGCUCGAUGCCGGGAUUCCCGGUGCCGGGGCUUCCGCACGGCCUGGCCAGCCCGCCUAACCCCCUGACGGGCGGCGGCAUCCCCGGUCUGUCGCUGCCGCCGCCGCCCAGCGCCGUGGCCCCGCCGCCGCCCAAACAGCCGGGCAAGUGGUGCGCCAUGCACGUGCGCAUCGCCUGGGAGAUCUACAACCACCAGCGCAAGCAGCAGCAGCAGAACGACAACGCCGCCGAGGCGCUGCGCCUGGGCGAUCUGUCGGCCGCCGUGGCCAGCGGUCGGCCCGGCCAGGAGCUGCCGUUGUCGGCGCGCGGCCUGGCCCUGCACAUGGGCGCCCUGCCGCCGCCGCCGUCGCAUUCCCUGUCGCUGAGUCUUCCCACGCCCGCCACUUUCGCAUCCAGUUAUUUCGCCCGGCCGGGAAUGCCGGGCGCGGAUCUGGCGUCCAGUCUGUUGCAGCCCGGUGCGGCCCGCAUGCCCAGCGGAUGGCCGGUAAGGCCGCCCUUCUACGGCCUUCCCCCGCAGCUCAGCGGACUCCCAUUCCCGACAUCCAAUCCGCUGAUGGGCGGGCGCGAGAUGAACAUGCUGCAGUCCAGCCUCUCCAACAGCCUGUCCAGCCCCUCGGCGGCGGCCCUCCAAGACGCCUGGCGGCGCCCCAUGGCCUUCGGGGGCCUGGCCAGCCACUCCCCGCACACGGGGCCAGCCAGUCCUCCUCCCUCAAAGAGAACGGCGAGAAGAAGCCCCCCGCGGCCCCCGAGGACCCCCCGCGCCCCGACAAGCGCCCCUCCGACGCCGACACCCGUGACCUGCGGGAACCCAAACGACGCCGGACACCCGCCGAGCACCGGCCCCUCCGCCAAAGCCAUGGAUCUCCGCAACCCCCGCAAUCCGCCCACCCCGGAGCGGAAACCGCCGCCGGCGGACCUCCCGGGCCCCGGACCGGGCUUCCCGACGUUCCUGUCCUCGCAGCUGAACGCCGCGUCGGCCGCGUCCAUGUUCCCGCCCUUCGCCAACAUGUGGCCGCCCCCGGCCACCGCCGACGUCUUCUGGCGGUCGCGGGUGGCGUUGGAGCGCGAGCGGAUGGAACGGGAGAUGCUGCGAUUACGUAACGGCCUCCCGCCCCCGGGGGGCGCCGGCGGCGGGCCUCCGAUGAUGGCCAGUCUCCUGCGGGCGCCCUUCCCGGAUCUGUACGGGAUGUCCCUGCCCCCCGGGGUGCUGGCGACCCCCCCGGGACUGGGGAUGUCCGGGGGCCCCGCGGCGCCCCUCCCGGUCAACGGGACGGGGGGCGGGGCCACCGGGAAGGAGUCCCCGGCCACCGCCACCGAUUUAUCCCGCGGGAAGUCCGGGUCUAGUCAGUCACGGGAGCGGGAGCGCGACCGCGACCGGGAACGGGAGAAACGCAAGGAACGCGAACGGGAACGCGAACGGGACGGCGCCGGCUCGAAGGAACGCGAGAAAAGUUGA
This is a messenger RNA of Paramacrobiotus metropolitanus, 4170 nucleotides long. RefSeq names its product nascent polypeptide-associated complex subunit alpha, muscle-specific form-like. The transcript has 11 exons. The record is from RefSeq and is a predicted model, not a curated record. Lineage: Eukaryota; Metazoa; Tardigrada; Eutardigrada; Parachela; Macrobiotidae. The coding region runs from base 472 to 4170 and encodes 1232 amino acids.